This is a messenger RNA of Fraxinus pennsylvanica, 981 nucleotides long. Lineage: Eukaryota; Viridiplantae; Streptophyta; Magnoliopsida; Lamiales; Oleaceae. The record is from the annotation of a GenBank genome assembly.
AUGGACCUCAGAAGCAAAGCGAGGACACUUACUGGACCUGUUAAAGACCCUGCAAUGCUUCCCAAGUGGAACUAUGAUGGGUCGAGCACAGGCCAAGCGCCUGGAGAAGACAGCGAAGUCAUUCUAUAUCCUCAGGCAAUUUUCAGAGAUCCAUUCAGGAGGGGAAACAACAUAUUGGUCAUGUGUGAUGCUUACACCCCAGCUGGUGAGCCAAUUCCAACUAACAAAAGGCACAGCGCAGCCAAAAUAUUCAACCAUCCUGAUGUUGUUGCCGAAGAACCAUGGUACGGUAUUGAGCAAGAAUACACCUUGUUGCAAAAGGAUGUUAACUGGCCUAUGGGAUGGCCCACUGGAGGUUAUCCUGGACCUCAAGGCCCAUAUUACUGUGGAGUUGGAGCUGACAAAGCUUUUGGACGUGAUAUCGUAGAUUCACAUUACAAGGCAUGUCUCUAUGCCGGAAUCAACAUAAGUGGCAUCAACGGUGAAGUGAUGCCUGGCCAGUGGGAAUUUCAAGUAGGACCUGCUGUUGGCAUCUCAGCUGGUGAUGAGGUGUGGGUAGCUCGAUACAUCCUUGAGAGGAUCACUGAGAUUGCUGGGGUCGUAUUAUCAUUUGACCCCAAACCUGUCCAGGGAGACUGGAACGGAGCUGGUGCUCACACCAACUACAGCACCAAGUCUAUGAGAGAUGAUGGAGGCUUCGAAGUUAUAGAGAAGGCAAUUGAAAAGCUUGGACUUAGACACAAAGAGCAUAUUUCUGCAUAUGGUUCAGGCAAUGAGCGUCGUCUCACUGGAAAACACGAAACUGCUGAUAUAAACACCUUCAAAUGGGGGGUCGCAAACCGUGGAGCAUCGGUCCGUGUAGGUCGAGAGACGGAGAAAGCAGGAAAAGGAUACUUUGAGGAUAGGAGGCCUGCUUCAAAUAUGGACCCUUAUGUUGUUACUUCAAUGAUUGCAGAAACCACCAUCCUCAUGAAGCAUUGA